Molecule: messenger RNA, 1220 nt
Organism: Plectropomus leopardus (leopard coralgrouper)
Lineage: Eukaryota; Metazoa; Chordata; Actinopteri; Perciformes; Serranidae
Gene: med4
Product: mediator complex subunit 4
Biological process (GO): regulation of transcription by RNA polymerase II
Cellular component (GO): mediator complex; core mediator complex
Molecular function (GO): transcription coregulator activity
Source: RefSeq, a predicted model, not a curated record
ACAUGGCGGCGGCGGUAGAGAAGUCAACGAAGGAGCGGCUUCUGUCUGUUUUGGAUGAUUUGGAGGUUUUAUCCCGGGAGCUGAUCGAAAUGUUGGCUCUGUCCCGGAGUCAAAAACUGCCCCAACCGGGAGAGGACACCCAGAUCCUGGAGCUGCUGGUGCAGAGGGACCGGGAGUUUCAGGAGCUGAUGGAGGUGGCGCAGCAGCAGGGGAAGGUGCACCAGGAGAUGCAGCUGCUGGAGAAAGAGGUGGAGAAGAGAGACAGCGACAUCCAGCAGCUGCAGAAACAGCUCAAAGAGGCCGAACACAUCCUGGCGACAGCUGUUUACCAGGCGAAGGAGAAACUCAAAUCCAUCGAGAAAGCGAGGAAAGGAAGCAUCUCUUCAGAGGAAAUCAUCAAGUACGCUCACAGGAUCAGCGCCAGUAACGCCGUGUGCGCGCCGCUCAACUGGGUCCCAGGUGAUCCGCGCAGACCGUACCCGACCGACCUGGAGAUGCGCAGCGGGAUGUUGGGUCACAUGGCCAACCUGCCGACCAACGGCGUGAACGGACACCUGCCGGGCGACGCUCUGGCUGCGGGGAGGCUUCCGGACGUCCUGACUCCUCACUACCCGUGGCAGUCCUCAGACGUCUCUGUGGGGAUGCUGCCUCCUCACCACGGCAACGACUUCGGCCUGGAGCCUCCGGGUCACAACAAGGAGAACGAGGACGACGUGGAGGCCAUGUCGACGGACUCGUCCAGCAGCAGCAGCGACUCCGACUGAAAGACUCAGAGUGUGUGUGUGUGUGUGUGUGUGUGUGUGUGUGUGUGUGAGAGGUCACCACUGAGCAGCUUUUCAUCAGAUAUCUGCACCUUUGGCUCCUAAAACAAACAGGGGGACUUUGCGUCUUUGUUUGCAGUUUAAACAAACUGUACGCCAAAAAUAACAAAUAAAACUGCUGAAGAUGAACUGACUUCUACAUGAAGAGAUAAUUACGGUUAAAAUCCCUCUGAACUCAAAGACUGGAGCUGAAAGAGAAAACAAACCCAAACUGUGACCCGUGUUGCUCUUUGGUGACCCGUGUUUGAAACUACAAGUGUGACUCGUCGUCAGUAGCAGUGUGAUCCACGUUUACUUUAAUUUGGUAAAUAACCACGUGGACAGAUGCUGUUAAUGUACCUCUGUGUAAAUAAAGUUGUACAUACUCAGCCCUGUAAAUAAAUACCUUUUUGGAUAGAA